GGCAGGUAUAUAAAGGAUGGCUAAAGCAGACUACUUAGAGAAAAUGAGGGUGGAGACCUUGUCCUGUAGACGGGAACGGGGGAAGGAGCCCAGACGUGGCAACACAUUCUCAGGCUCCUGCAGGACCGCCAUGGCUUAUGAUGACUCCAAGAAAAAAGAAGAGUGCUUAGAGGGUGACCGAAGCAUUGACGACGUGGGGCUGGCAGCAGGUAGAACCCAGCGAGAGAAAAAACGCUCUUACAAGGAUCUGCUGCGGGAAGAGGAGGAAAUAGCAGCUCAGGUCAGAAAAACCUCAAAGAAAAGGUUGAAGGACAACGACCUCUUCUUCUUGGGGACAGAAUCUCAUAAGAAGAAGAGGAAGCAUUCCUCUGAUGAGUUCUUCUACGGAGCAACAGUAGCAAAAAAAUCCUCCAAGAAAUCAGGUCGAGAUGAACAAGGCUCUUUCCUCCUGGGUCAUGAGCUUCAAAGCUUCCUGAAGUCAGCUCGGAAGAAGCACAAGCCACUGCCAGACUCACAUCCACUGCCAGUCCCCGAGGAGUUUGGCCCUGACACCUCCCUGUUCUCAGAAGGUCAUGGGAGUGAAUAUGACCUUUCAAGUAUGGAGCCACCCUUGGAAUCAGGUUCAUCAUCUGGUGGGGAGCUGGAGGCCGGAGAGCUAGUGAUAGAUGACUCCUACCGGGAGAUCAAGAAGAAGAAGAAGUCAAAGAAAAGCAAGAAAAAAAAGGACAAGGAGAAACACAAGGAGAAGAAGCACUCCAAGUCUAAGAAGAGUUCUGGACUCUCUGCCUCUGUAGCAGUAGCAGAAGUUAUGGUGACACCACCGCCACUCCCUCCACCCAGCACUCCAUUUGUCCUUCCUGUGCCUCCCCCCCCACCUCCUGUUUUCCACACAGAUGGACAAAGUGAGAAGAAAAAGAAAAAAGAAGAGAAGGAGAAGGAAAAAGCUGAGAAAGCAGAAAAGGAUAAAGAAAAGCCAAAGAAGAAGAACAUGUCUGCCUACCAAGUGUUCUGUAAGGAAUAUCGAGUGACCAUUGUGGCUGAGCAUCCAGGGAUAGAUUUUGGGGAGUUGAGCAAAAAACUAGCAGAAGUGUGGAAGCAGCUGCCUGAAAAGGAUAAACUGGUUUGGAAGCAGAAAGCUCAAUAUCUGCAGCAUAAGCAGAAUAAAGCAGAGGCCACAACAGUGAAGAGGAAGGCAUCCUCAUCAGAGGGUGCCCCAAAAGUGAAAGCUUCCCCCGCAGGUAUGCUUUCACCUCAUAAGAAGUCCCCCUCCAGCACUGUGGUGUUAUCCUCCUCACCAGCCAAAGCCCCUGAUACAGAUCCCAUUGAUGUAGCUGCACAUCUGCAGUUGCUGGGUGAAUCUCUGAGCCUCAUUGGACACCGGCUGCAAGAGACAGAGGGGAUGGUGGCUGUAUCAGGAAGUUUGUCAGUACUUCUAGAUUCUAUUAUCUGUGCCCUGGGCCCUUUAGCAUGCCUGACCACACAACUACCUGAGCUGAAUGGCUGCCCUAAGCAAGUUCUGUCAAACACACUAGACAACAUCGCCUACAUCAUGCCUGGACUCUGACAAGAAAGGACCCUGGGAUGUAUCUGCGUCCACGUUACUGACUUGUGUACAUAGGCACUAUACCGGCACUCUCUAAGGGCUCCGUGUGCAGGAUUUUAAAGUUUUAUAUCUGUAUAGUAUACACAUAGGAUUGUAAUUAUUUCACUUUUAUUAAUUUUAUGAAAAGUUGUGACAUAAGCUGAGCGAAUCUUUUCCUGUUGGUGGGAGAGACCUACUCUAUGUAUUCUCCAGUCAGAAGGUUUUUUCGUGGUUGAGUCAUAAAACUUUUGAUAUAUCAGCCUUAAAUUCAAAGAAGCCUUUCUGGGGAAUUGGCCUGAGCACAGACUGGCUGUUGAUGGACAGGUGCACAGGCUUGUUUGUUUUGGACCAAGCAAUAGUGCUGGACUCAUCACCAGCCCUGUUUCUAACUUCUAUUGAAAUGCACUGCUUUGGGGGAGGACUGGAUCGGUGAUGGAAGAUAAAGGCUUUGACUUCUAAGUCAUUUCUUCCAACCCCCAGGUCAUUAGUGUUACUGUCUGCUGACUGCCUGGUAGCUUACGUUAAAAUAGUUGCGGGAAUGGUGAAGAAUCUGUACUCUUCUAGUGGACUUGCACCUACAUCAUCAUCAUCACUAGAUGCCAACCUCAGAAGACGGCCAAUGGACUGAGGAGAAUGAACCACCCUCUUAAUUUCUCCAGAUCAGGGCUGUACCACCCUGGUGGGAAGGAGAGGGCAAUAUGUAGGAGAAACGUGCACUGCCUCUGCCCAUCUGUACCUGUUUUGUGGGUAGAGGACUUUGUUUCUAAGAGCGUUGAUCCCAUCAUCCCUUUCACCAGCAGUAUUGAAAAAGAUUUAUGGAACCCUCCGGGUGCUGCUGGAUUAUCUAGAGACAGUGCUUAUUAGAUUUUAUUUAACAGUUGUUAAAGAUUGAAGAGGUUCUUGCUGAGCAGAACUUGGGUUGAGUGGACAGAUCCCACUUGAGCUCCCUCUUCUCCAAAGUGAGCUGCAGGAAAGCAUUUGAUUCUCAUGUAAGUAUGCGUGUGUAUGCGUGGUGUAUUUAACUUUUACCAAUAUCUGUAAUAGAUUUUAAUUUAUCCUGUAUAUUUCUGUGUGUGUGUAUAUAUAUAUAUGUGUGUGUGUGUGUGU
Molecule: messenger RNA, 2689 nt
Organism: Chelonoidis abingdonii (Abingdon island giant tortoise)
Lineage: Eukaryota; Metazoa; Chordata; Testudines; Testudinidae
Source: RefSeq, a predicted model, not a curated record